UCCGCAAACCUUUUGCGAAGCUCGGAACUCGUCGUACAAGUGAGAAUCGGUGCAGCGAACGACGUGACCAAUGGUCAAAAAUCCUAAUGAGAUAAAAACUGUGCGAUGUCGUGUGGUGACUUUUCGCAUUUCAUCGAACUUGUCAGUCAACCGGUAUCGAGAUCAGCCGUGCUAAUCUGUUGUGUCUGAUGCUGUGCGUGUCCGAUUGUAAAGAAACUCUCGUGAGCGCAGUCGCACCUCUUAUCGUUUGAGUAUGCUCACUGAAACGCUGAAAUGGCAGAUCGACUCUCUGGAGUUGCUAUUAUUAUCUGUAUCGCAUUAGGAGUCCUGACCUUCCUUCUCCUGUUUAUAUUCGCCAAGAGGCAGAUAAUGCGAUUCACCCUCAAGUCAAAGCACAGCCCCCAUGUGCCAAUCGGUCAUGGUGUGUCCAAGUCGCUGAAAGAUGAAGUUGAUAGACGGUUGCUAAUUAUCAAAGACAUAGCGUACGAGCCUGCACUUCUCAAGCCAAACGAGUGCCUGUCCGCCGAUAGUGACCUAUCUCAAGCGCAGCCACAGCAUUUGCUUCGUAUGGGUGUUGUGGACAAGCUUUCGGAACUAGAGGAGCACAUUGGACGAAUCGACAAGACACGAGUCCGCAAACCAGGACAAGAUGUUCGCAUCUUCCUUCUGCGUCAAGUUCACGGGGGACCGUUCGCGGAUUGCGAUCCUCGCAUUAUACACAAGUUUCUGGACUUGUACGAACAUGCUAGGCACAGCCCGAAGGAGUUCACACACGAACACUACCUUGCGUUCAUGGGCAUCCUAGAGCAGCUGAAGUCAAGCCUACCCUCUCGGGAAAAGACCACACCUCGGCGCAGGGAUGCGACGCAGCCGCCCAAGAGUAGCGAGUCUCCAAAUGUGAACUUCUUGUCUUCUACAAUGACUCUUCCAUUGCCAGACGCCAUCCUCCCAGGCAAUAAUGGAAGGCCAGUGACUGAGCCGCUAGCUAGCUGCCGACCAUCUAAUCUUGCAUCUGCAGAAGAUGAUAACAGCAGAGACGCUGCUCUGGAAACUUCAGUGUGAGUGUUGUGCUUCACUGUGCAUCGAUCUUCCGCAAGUGUGAAACAUUUACGCCGUUACUUUGGUCACCAUUGUGUCAUGGUUAGGCUUACGAGCAAGGCUAAUUGUAGUCACCAUCGAAGUAUGUUGGAACUUUUGCCCAGAUAUUUAUUUGUUUCCUCCCGGACUCUGUUGAGCUGUUGUAAAGAAACAUUAAAAGAAA
Rhipicephalus sanguineus (brown dog tick) is the source of this 1261-nucleotide messenger RNA. Its product is annotated as protein C1orf43 homolog. The record is from RefSeq and is a predicted model, not a curated record. Bases 274 to 1062 code for a protein of 262 amino acids. The transcript has 7 exons. NCBI's taxonomy places the organism in Eukaryota, Metazoa, Arthropoda, Arachnida, Ixodida, Ixodidae.